AUGAUGAUUGCCAGAAACCUAUUGAAGGGCAUACACAAGCCUGUAAACAGAAGGGUUUGUAUACCAAAAAUUGGUUCGUUAACUUCGGCCAAAUUCUAUUCCACUCAAUCUACGGUUCAACAAUUUCCAGAAUUGCAAGAAGCUGAUUUUACGCCCGAAGGUGAGCCAGAUUAUAUUAAGUUGAUAUUGACAUCUCGGGUUUACGAUGUCGUCGAUGAAGGUGGAUCUCCUCUCACUCAUGCUGUUAACUUAUCACAGAAAUGCAAUACCAAUAUAUUCUUAAAGCGUGAAGAUUUAUUACCGGUAUUUUCAUUCAAGUUACGUGGAGCAUAUAAUAUGAUUGCACAUUUACAUUCUAAUUCAAAGUCACCAGUAUCAGGGGUAAUUGCAUGUUCUGCUGGUAAUCAUGCACAAGGUGUUGCUUUCUCUGCUAGUAAAUUAAAGAUUCAAUCUACUAUAGUCAUGCCAACAGCUACUCCUUCUAUCAAAUAUAAAAAUGUUUCUAGAUUAGGAUCACAAGUUGUUUUAUACGGAGACGAUUUUGAUAGCGCGAAGAAAGAAUGUGAUCGGUUGAGUUCAUUGAACGGAUUGACCAAUAUCCCUCCUUUUAACCACCCAUAUGUCAUCGCAGGUCAAGGUACUAUAGCCCUAGAAAUCACCAGACAAUUGAGGUUAGACAAACUUGAUGCCUUAUUUGUUCCAGUAGGUGGAGGUGGAUUGAUAGCUGGGAUUGCUGUUUAUUUAAAAAAGAUUGCUCCCCAUGUCAAGAUUAUUGGUGUCGAGACUUUUGAUGCAGAUGCAUUGUAUCAGUCAUUGCAAAACCAUCAACUGAAGACAUUGGAUCAGGUUGGAGUUUUUGCUGACGGUACUGCUGUCAAGGUUCUUGGUGAUGAAACUUGGAAGCUUUGCCAUAAAUAUGUUGAUGAAGUAGUUAGGGUUCUGACCGAUGAAUUAUGUGCAGCAAUUAAAGAUAUUUUUGAAGAUACCAGACUGAUUGUUGAACCAUCUGGAGCGUUAUCUGUUGCUGGGUUGAAGAGAUAUCUUAGUGAUAAUUCUGAAAUUGAUCAUAGGAAUAAGAAUUACGUUCCAAUUUUAAGUGGAGCCAAUAUGAAUUUCGAUAGAUUAAGAUUUGUAAGUGAAAGAGCUGUACUCGGUGAAGGUAAGGAAGUAUCAUUAGCUGUCACCAUUCCUGAGAGACCUGGUGAGUUUGCUAUAUUACAGAAUAUAAUCGACCCAAGAGCUAUUACAGAAUUUUCCUAUAGAUUUAACAAUAGUGGUCCUGCAAAUAUUUUUGUUAGUUUCAAUGUUACCAAUAAGGACAAAGAAUUAGCUCCUAUUGUUGAAUCUAUGAAGAGUAAUGAUUAUGAAGUUAUUGAUAUCUCAGAGAAUGAGUUGGCGAAGACUCAUGGUCGUUAUUUAGUCGGCGGAAAAUCUACAACGGCUAACUGCAAUAAGAUUUCUAAAGAAAGGUUAUUCAGAUUCGAAUUUCCUGAAAGACCAGGUGCUUUAACAAAAUUUUUACAAACCUUGAAGUAUGAUUGGGAUAUAACCUUGUUUCACUAUAGAAAUCAUGGCCAUGAUGUUGGGAAGAUUUUGUGUGGUUUUGUACUUCCAGAAGGCACAAGCGAUGAGGACUUCCAGGAUUUCUUGAAAAAAAUUGGUUAUAAUUUUGUUGAUGAAACAGACAAUGUCGUAUAUAAAAAAUUCUUACAAAGCUAG
This is a messenger RNA of Debaryomyces hansenii CBS767, 1719 nucleotides long. RefSeq names its product threonine ammonia-lyase (gene ILV1). The transcript has a single exon. The coding region runs from base 1 to 1719 and encodes 572 amino acids. Lineage: Eukaryota; Fungi; Ascomycota; Pichiomycetes; Serinales; Debaryomycetaceae. Gene Ontology annotation, biological process: L-threonine catabolic process. The record is from RefSeq and is a predicted model, not a curated record. Gene Ontology annotation, molecular function: threonine deaminase activity; pyridoxal phosphate binding.